AUGUCAUCAGCGCUUCAAGGUCCUCCUCUCUCUCGCACAGCUUCGUCAAGCGCGAGCAGCUCACAGGCUCAACAGCAGCGCUCGACAUCGAGAGGAGUCGUCAGCUCUAGCAACCUGCACGCAAAGACCUUUGACAGUUCCAAGUUGAAAGUUCAAUUGCACAAAGUGCUGCACUCCAGAUUGGCCGGUGUCGCGUGGGAAAGGGACAAGGAAAAGAUGAAGGCUGUCAAUAGGGAUAUUGCGGAUAAUGUAAAGAGCAGGAUGAUUGGUGAGUUUGGCAACUUGCUUGCAGGGCGAUCCCCACGUGAGGCGUGCGCAGUAGGAGAUGGUGAGACGGGCUAGCCUACAGGGCUCCAGACGCAGCGCCGAACCAUGUUGGGCGCAACACCGCGAGGGCACAUUCCCAACGCUGGGACAGCAGAAUAGUCGACCCUUGACGAGGCUGCAUCUGACGACUCUUUCACCCGCCGUUGCUGUCUCUCCGAUUGCGUCCUACGCCUCGAUCUCAUUUGGCUGCUUAUCACGCUACAGAGAUAGAACCAAAGGGUGAGCCGGCACUGACCACCCAGCAUGAUUAACCUGCGGGUAUACUCACGCGUUUGUCCCCGCUGAGCAGGCUUCAAAUACCUUGUACAAGUGCAACUCUCAGAAAAUAAGGGUCAAGGGGGCAGGUGAGCUUCGCCAUGCGUCGCGCGAUCUGCCGCGUGGCACCAACGCUGACCUCUGAAGUCCACGCAUUUCGCUUGACACGUUUGCGCUACUGAAGAGGUGAGGCAGUCCGCAUCCUGAUGCUCACAUCUCGCGCAUCAUCGCUGACCGCAUUGCUGAUUUCCUUCGCCUCGCACCUCAGCCGAUGCCGCAUACCAUUGGGAAGAGGGCGAUGUCGUGAUUCACGAAAUGUACGCUAAUAACGACUUGAUCGCCACCGUCACCGCCUACGCAAUUCGCACAUAA
This is a messenger RNA of Ceraceosorus bombacis, 954 nucleotides long. The record is from the annotation of a GenBank genome assembly. Lineage: Eukaryota; Fungi; Basidiomycota; Exobasidiomycetes; Ceraceosorales; Ceraceosoraceae.